Molecule: messenger RNA, 12154 nt
Organism: Loxodonta africana (African savanna elephant)
Lineage: Eukaryota; Metazoa; Chordata; Mammalia; Proboscidea; Elephantidae
Gene: SCRN1
Product: secernin 1
Exons: 9
Coding region: 245-1489 (414 amino acids)
Biological process (GO): proteolysis
Molecular function (GO): cysteine-type exopeptidase activity; dipeptidase activity
Source: RefSeq, a predicted model, not a curated record
UCGCGGCAGCGGCAGCACACGCACCCUCGGCGGCCGCAGCAUCCGCACCGCAGAGCCGAGCCCGGAGCCCGCCGCCCGGCAGAUAUACAGAUUAUAAAUGCAAGACCUGUGGAUUCCUACCAUUUUUGAGGAUCAGAUAAAAGUAAGGUUCUGCUCAGAGAAGACACACCAGCGCUUUUGCAGUGGCACCAGGAUAGGGGAGGAAGGGGUGUCACAUUACCUGUGAGAGACAUACAAACAAAGGAUGGCUGUAGCCCCUCCAAGUUACUGUUUUGUGGCCUUCCCGCCGCGUGCUAAGGAUGGUCUGGUGGUAUUUGGGAAAAAUUCAGCCCGGCCCAGAGAUGAAGUACAAGAGGUUGUGUAUUUCUCAGCUGCUGACCACGAACCCGAGAGCAAGGUUGAGUGCACUUAUAUUUCAAUCGACCAAGUUCCAAGGACCCACGCCAUCGUGAUAAGCAGACCCGCCUGGCUUUGGGGGGCAGAAAUGGGAGCCAAUGAACACGGAGUGUGCAUAGCCAACGAAGCCAUCAACACCAGAGAAGCCGCUGCUGAGACUGAAGCCUUACUGGGGAUGGAUCUGGUCAGGCUUGGUUUAGAAAGAGGGACAACAGCUAAGGAAGCCUUAGAUGUUAUUGUCUCCUUGUUGGAAGAGCAUGGACAAGGUGGAAAUUAUUAUGAAGAUGCAAACUCCUGCCAUAGUUUCCAAAGUGCAUAUCUGAUUGUGGAUCGUGAGGAAGCCUGGGUGCUUGAGACCAUAGGGAAGUACUGGGCGGCCGAGAAGAUCACAGAGGGUGUGAAGUGCGUUUGCAGUCACCUUUCACUCACCACGAAGAUUGAUGCAGAGCAUCCUGAACUCAGGAACUAUGCUCAGAGCCAAGGCUGGUGGACGGGAGAGGACGAGUUCAACUUUUCUGAAGUGUUCUCUCCAGCGGAUGACCAUCUAGACUGCUGUGCAGGCAAAGACAGCUUAGAAAAACAAGAAGAAAGCAUCACUGUGCAGACUAUGAUUGACAUCUUACGGGACAAAGCCAGUGGAGUCUGUAUAGACUCAGAAUCUUUCCUCACCACAGCCAGUACAGUGUCUGUCCUGCCUCAGAAUAGAAGCUUGCCCUGCAUUCACUACUUCACUGGGACCCCAGAUCCGUCCAGGUCCAUAUUCAAGCCUUUCAUCUUUGUUGAUGAUGUAAAGCUUGUCCCCAAAGCGCAGUCUCCCAGUUUUGGGGACGAUGACCCUGCCAAAAAGGAGCCUCGGUUCCAGGAGAAGCCAGAUCGCCGGCACGAGCUGUACAAGGCCCACGAGUGGGCCCGUGCAGUCAUCGAAAGUGACCAGGAGCAAGGUCACAAGCUGAGGAAGACCAUGCUGGAACUAGAGAAGCAAGGCCUGGAAGCUAUGGAAGAAAUCCUGAGCAGCUCUGACCCUCUGGACCCCGCCGAAGUAGGGGACCUUUUCUAUGACUGUGUUGAUACCGAGAUUAAGUUCUUUAAGUGAAGUAAGCAUUCUCUUUCCCCUUCUUAUUUAAAACUUCCCACCUUACUAAAUUACCAGCAAGACAAACCACUCUCCUGUUUGAGUAAAAUGAGAAAGUUAAGUUGUAGUCUCCUUUUCUGAAGCCAAAUUGAACUGUGAAGUUGUGUUCUGCCUUGAAUCUCAAAACACCCCCUUCUUCUGCAAUGUCUGUCCCCUUCCUCUGCAAUGGAACAUGUACCCCCAUUUGCCUGUUGUUUGGUCAUAUGACUAAUUGUGGAUUUUAAGCUGCUAUUAUUGUAUUCCAGUGACAGUGGACACAUUAGCCUUUUCACAAGAGGACUGGCGGUCAUCAAGUCUUGAAAGACAUCUAGUCACCACAGUGCUGAGUUUGCAGGAAAAGCAAAAUCUUUUAAAGUCUUACUUUUUCUCUCAGUCACAGCUUUUUUUUCCAGUUAAAAGGCAUUUUUUCGCUGGUCCAGGGUUCUUGUGUGCAUAGACCAGGGAGGACCUCCCUGGGGUUCCCUUCACCUACGUACAUGCCUGAAGUGCAGAAUGUCUCCAUAUGAGUCCUCUGAGGGACAGAACCAAGAGAAAAGGACAAAGGGGGCUCCUGUCCACUCCCAGCUAGAUCCCAGUUUCCAUGAUCCUGAAGGACCUGUCUUCCAUGUCCUGUGCUUUUGUGUGCCAGACCUACAGAGCUACUUAUGGUGGGCAGAGAACUGUUCUUCCAUGCUAGCUGGGACUUACUGCCCGCUUUGGUGAUGCAGAAGCAGCCAUGCUGGUGACUUCCCCAAGUCAAAGGCACAGCUGCCCUCCCACCGGUGGGGCACACCCACCACUUGGACAGGGCCUUGUGCAGAAAUGAUUCCAGGUUGAAUUACCACGAUCUAGUCUAGGAUUAAUUAAAUGGCCGUAGGGGAUAGUUCCACCCAACAAAGCAGCAAAUUUCUUAGCUAAUGAGGGAAAGAAAAGGAGAAACUCUUAACUAUUUAGGUUGCCGUUAAAGUGGCUGGAAGCCGAGGAGUCACUACAUUAUCUCAGCAGAGAGACUUUAAUUAAACUGAUUUGUUUCCAGCAUAGUGUUCACAUAAAGGAUUUGACUUCCACCAGAGCAUAGAAAAGUGUGUGAGGAAGACCAGAUGGGCUUAGCGGUGGGAAGACAGAGGGCAAGAAGGCAGCAGAUGGAUGUAGAAGCACUUCACUGCAGGGUGACAAUCCAACCCUUGCCUUCCUGCCCAGCCUCUGAUAUCCCACAAAGCUGUAUAAGAAGCAGCUGACUUCUCCUGGGCCUUCCCCUUACUCCUCCACACCCAGGAGCUGCCUUCUGCCUGGUAGCCAAGUGGGUGGGUGUGGGGGGGGGGGGGCUUCCCUCCAUCUACUGAAACCCUCAGAAUGCAAUGGAAAGGGGGCAGUGUGAGCAGAAAUAUAUGUUAAUAGAGCGGCUGGUGGGAAAAUAGCAGCUUAAUUACCCCCAGCUUCACCUGUACCUUUUGGGCCUAACCAGCCUCAUCAUUCUUGAUAGGAACUUCCACAUGGAAGUAUUGUAUCAGGAGCCUCCGAAGUGACUUAGAGUUAAUAACUCCUCCUCAGCCUCAGUGAAGGCCUCUAGAGCUGGAAGGACCGGGCCUCUCAUUGUGCAGAUGGGGACACUGAACGUCAGAGGUUUUGUUAGAACCAGUCUUUCUACCAUCUCCCCGUUAAGAGCAGGGAUAGAAGAGUGCCAGGAGCUUCUUGCCCAGCAGUUCUGUAAAUUCUGUAUAUGAAACCAUUGACUACAGAUGGUGAGAGCUGGGAAGCAUGUCUCAGCUUACAAGGUUAAUGGUAACCAGCGACGGCAGCUUGUAGAGGUUUGUGCAGCACUGGCCUAGGCUUUCACUGGCGAUGAAAGUGGCGGCUCCUCUAGGUGGAGCCCAUCCCGAGAGCAUCUGACGAGAGCUGGUCAGCGGGAGGGUGAGGUCAAGGAUGACUUAGGUACUUCAUCCCCUGCGAAGUCUGCUAGUAGAUGGGGGAUGAGGCUGCAGUACAGUGGCUACUGAAAGCAAGACGAUGCAUCUCGCCAUGCAGUCUCACUCUCCCUUAUCCCUGGAAACGUGUCAUCGGAUCUGACAUGUCUGAGACACCAAAGGUGAUUUGGGGUUUGAUCAAAAGAAAUCGAUUAAGAAUAAGUUACAGGGAGGCCUGCUUUCAUUACUGUGAGCCAAACAAAGGUCACAGAUCACCCCGCCAGCCUUAGACCACUGCCCAGCCGUGCAGUAGGCAAUACAACAGCUACUUCUGUUAGGGGCCAUAGACCUUAGUCAAGCACUGCAGAGAAGAGCCAACAAUCCUAAGAGAAGCUUGUUAUGACUAAUGCUGUACAUCACCAGGAGUCCCUGGGUGUUGUAAAUGGUGUCUGAAAAAAGGCCUGGUGAUCUGCUCCCUAAAAAUCAGCCACUGAAAACCCUAUGGAGCACAGUUCUACUCUGACAUAAGCGGGGUCACCAAGAUCAAAGUCGACUCAGUUGCAACUGGUUGCAUGUCACCAUCGUGGUGUCCUUGUCUCACCACCAGAGGGCAGGCCUCCCUGGCAUAGGCUGCCUGAAGUGAGACUGGGCACAGUCGCCCCCAUCAAGCAUGUAGGUAGCCUGUGUAGAGUCAAACACCAAAUGAUAGUAAGGGACAGAUUCUCCAUGUAUUGGGGUGGGUGGGUGGAAAUGAGAUCAGAGGAGCUUCUGGUACACUUAUAUUACCCAUUGUCGUCGAGUCUAUUCCAAAUCGUAGUGACCCUACAGGACGGAGUAGAAUUGCCGUAUCGGGUUUCCAAGGAGCUGCUGGUGGAUUCUAACUGCCGACCUUUUGGUUAGCAGCCAAGCUCUUAACCACUUGAAAUAUGUUGGUUUUGAGCAGACUGUUGUUGGUAGGAUAUUUGUAAAUGCUCUAACAGACUUUUUUUUUUAAUCCUUCUCAUUACAUGGCUCAUUUCUUGACUGGGGAUCGGUUUUCUAAAGGAAGUGAGGAAAAUGAAUAUUCAAGAUGAAAUAUAGAAAGUAAUGUUUAAGGUCACAGUAUGUAAAUAGCAUCAUAGAAUAUCAUUUGUGUAUCUAUUAAGAUUCGGGGGGGGGAUGCCUGUGCAUGCUCCCUGCCCCAACCAAACAUAAGCUAGUUCAGUCUUGUCUAGUAGAUGGGCUUCCCAUGAGCAAAGACAGCCCUCAUAAUGUAAGGAGGGCGGAGGCAGCAGUAAAAGUAAAUUAGAAGAGCAGAAGUAGGAAUUUUUCCUUCUUGGAGUUGGUUUGGAACUUUAGGUAGACUAAGGAUAUAACCAAAAUUAUGGUGAUUCUUUAGUGAUCAGUAACAUAAGACAUAGUAGUAUUAUUUGAAGGAGCCUAUCUUACAGGCUGUCUAACAGAGCAGGUGCCUGCCUAUUAGAUCUUAGCAGUGAAGUUCCUUUCCUAUUGGGUGAAUCAUUAGAUUUAAAAAAUAAUUAUCAACCAGGCAAAUUACUUUGCUUACUAACGAUGUCAUCCCACAAACGGAACAGGUGCUAUAUAGCACUGGCUGGCCCAGGAGGGAAGCCAGGUGGGGCCAGUGUGUCCACUAACUGCAUUCUUGACUAAAGAUCCAUCUGUCCUUUAUCAGCAAAGGUCUCCAACUGAGCCUUCAGCUUUAGGGCGGAAGCACAUGGAGGAGGGAGGGAGGGAGGGAAAGCCUUCUAGCCGGCAGUUUGUGUAUGGAGUGGGAGAAGGAGCGGCGUGUCGCACCCACAUGGCCGUCACAUUUCAUUUCACGCAGCCCAGAGACCCAGCUCCCCUCCUAUGGUUGCGUGUCAAAACGUGCUUUAUCUGAUUGACUCCAAAUAUCUCCAAAUGUUCUAUGGAGGUUUCUCGUGGGAACAGGUAUGUACCUGUUCGCAAUCAUGUUGUCAGAAUUUAAAUGUGUUAGUUGGGAAAUGCUGUUUGCAGGGAAUAAUAAAAAAGAAAUCUUUGUUUCCUGCAGUGGGAAUGGACCAUGUCGUCUUAACAGUCUUUUGUACAAUCCAGAUAACUUUCCCACCCAGUGCUUGCCCUUGGAAUUGUGUCUAAACGCAUCAAGCAUAAUACAAUUAAAAAAAUGCUGAAAUUAAUGUCCAGUGGCUUCUUCUGUCUUAUGUUUCAUGAAUAAAUGUGGGUAUCAGUCACACAUAUAAAUUACAUGAAAAGGGGGGUGUUUUUCUGAGUGGAAUCUUCAGGAAACCCAAAUACUCAACCCUCUUGGUCAAAAUCAGUCCAGCAGUUUCCUGAAUUUUGUACCCUUCUGUGGAUAAAUCCACUCUUUAAAAAUAAACAGAAACCAGAGACUCCAUCAGCCUGAGACUAGAAGAACUAGAUGGUACCUGGCUGCCAUCAAUGACCGUCCCGACAGGGAACACAACAGAGAGUCCCUGACGGAGCAGGAGAAGAGUGGGGUGCAGAACUCAAAUUCUAGUAAAAAGACCAGACUUAAUGGUCUGAUUGAGAAUGGAGAAACCCUGAAAGACGUGGCCCCUGGACUCUCUGUUAGCCCAAAACUAAAACCAGUCCCAAAGCCAAUUCUUCAGACAAAGAUUAGACUGGACUAUAAGACACAAAAUGAUGCUGGUGAGGAGUGUGCUUCUUAGUUCAAGUAGAUACAUGAGACUAAAUGGGCAGGUCCUGUCUGGAGGCGAGAUGAGAAGGCAAAAAGGGACAGGAGCUGAUUAGACACAGGAAAUCCGAGGUGGAAAGGAGGAGUGUGCAGUCACAUUAUAGGGAGAGCAACUAGGGUCACAUAACAAUAUGUGUAUAAAUUUUUGUAUGAGAAACUAACUUGAAGUGUGAACUUUCACUGAAAGCACAAUAAAUUAAAAAAAUAAACAGAAAACAUUCUAGAAUGAGAAGUGUAGAUCAUCUGAAUGGCUGGUGCCAUUUAUGCAAAGAAUAUUCUGAAGCUAUGCCAGCCGCACAAACAGAAGAGGCUGCCACUUAAGAAAAAAGCCAGCUCUUUCCACCCUUGUGAUUAGAAAUGCCAAACCACUUCCAUGAUUCCAUCUCUGCUGUGACAGGCAAAAUGCAACUGAAUGUAUUCUUCAUGGAAAUAGGACUUAGUCACCUGCAACAAGAGACCUGCCUCUGUCAAGGUCAGAGUGGAAAAGCACUUUAUUUACACAGCAAGGACCUGCUAACUCUUUCAAACUUUUUCAUAAACAUGAUACACUCCUGCAAAGCUCCAAGGUGACAGAGCGGGUUCAUGGAGGGUGGUGCGGCCUCCCGGGGCGUGGCCGGAGAAUUUGGAACUUGCUUCUGGAGUCUGCAACCCUUCCCGUUAAGUUGGUCCCCUCAUCUGUGUAGGCACCACCUCCUCCACACUUAACUUCACAAAAAUCAAAUGAACAAACAAAAAGCCAACUCACGGUGACCACAUGAGUGUCAGAGUAGAACUAUGCUCCAUCGGGUUUUCAAUGGCUGACCAGGUAGAUCACCCGGUCUUUCUUCCGAGAUGACUCUGGGUGGACUUGAGUCUCCAACCUUUCAGUUAGCAGCUGAGUGCAUUAACAGUUCGUACCACACAAGGACCCUAACUCCCCAAGGGGUGCCUAAAAUUAUAUAGCAACUCCACCACCUCCACAGUCAACGGCUUUGAAGCUUGUCAUCCACUCUGUUGAUUACCUUGGGUCAUUGCUUUUCUCCCCCAUGUGGACUGGCCCUUUUGGUCAUUAAAGAGCUUAUCUGCUCUUCCAUCAGUAAGACAGCAGAUACAACAAUUCAUCCCUUUACUUUUGAUGCAAAGCGUGUAGUAAUGAGACAUGAAAUUAAUUUCUAGAUGAGAUUUAUUUCAGAAACAGCUAUGAAUUUUAAUUACUGCUCUCUCCUUGUUAUCCAAUAGCAGAGCUGAUGGAGUGUGGUCUGAGCAGCUCACCAGCAGAGCCCACUUGUGACUGGGCGUGUAAUAAGCAUAGUGGUUGUUCCCUAGUGUGGGGCAUGUUCCCCAGAGUGUGGGGCAUGCUGAUACGGGGGUCUGUUGUGUGUCCUGCUUGAGGGCUUAGGCUUUGUACGUGUGAGGUCACUGAAUCUUCACAACGACGUGCACACGUAUUUAUGUCCCCAUUUCACAGCUGAGGAAACUGAGGCACUUUUAAGACUGAAGUCCAUGUUUGCCUCCCAAGUCCUAAUCCUUAGCCUGCUCACCUAGCAGAUAAACCUCAUCUCCCAUAUACCAUGUUCUAAACAGUGCACCUGAAAACAGUAUUAUGGAGACCGAGAUGCUGCUUCACAAGGGAGGCCGUUUUGAUGGAUUUGCUAAUAUUUGGGAAAGGCUGAAGUGCACCUUAGGUGGAAAGUUACUCCAUUUUAACAUAGGUUAGAGGAAUUUACAAACAAUACUCUCUGCCCAUUCUAUAUUAAUAAAACCAAAUAAAUACAGUAUCACCUACUUUUUUAAUGCAUUUGAGGAAGUUUUUUCCCCUCCUUGAUAAGUUUUUUCAAAUACCCACAAGAUUGUUGUUGUUUGUUAGGUGCCGUCGAGUGGAUUUCUAUUCAUAGUGACCCUAUGUGCCACAGAACGAAACACUGCUAGGUCCUGUGCCAUCUUCACAAUUGUUAUCUUUGAGCCUAUUGUUGCAGCCACCAUGUCAAUCUAUCUCGUUGAGGGGCUCUUUUUCACUGACCCUCUACUUUACCAAGCAUGACGUCCUUCUCCAGGGACUGGUCCCUUCUGAUAGCAUGUCCAAAGUACAUGAGAUGAAGUCUCACCAUCUUCUGUCUUAGGGAGCGUUCUGGCCCAGAAAACAUUCUGUAGCUUAGUCAGAAAGGUCAGCUCUAAGACCAAAGACCUCAUUGCUAACACAGUUAUGUUAUAGCCAGUGCUGGGUCCUGUGUAAACAUCCCUUCUGCUCUGCUAUUCCUAGAAGCCCUCAUCCUUAAAAGAUUAACCUUAGACUGGUACUGGUUCCCACUGAUGGGUUUGACAGUGAAACAGCCGGAAGCAUUUCCACUUAUUAAAGUUUAUUAGGUACAAAGAAAUGAACCUGCAGAGAUAAACAUCAAUAAAUAUAAAGUACACGUGAGACAUGAGGGGCAUCCCAGGCUGCAGUGUCAGUGAAAAUAUGCAGGAUGGUUGAAUGCCUCUACAUAUGGGCUUAUGGUUAAGGGGCUAAACUGUAAUACUGUAGGGGGAACGGCGUGGCGGACGUGAGCUCCAGGGGCUGUGAGUUCAGUGAGUUCUCUAGAAGAGAUGUGAUGCCGGAUUCCUGAGAUUUCUCCCUCAUUGUGAUUUUUGGUUUCUGCUCUUUCCUUCCUCUGUCCUUGAACAGUGUUCUUUUUAAUUUCCAUCCCAGCAGUGAGGAACAUGAAAGUAUAAGCACCUCAUCAGGGCAGGCAGUCUACUCUGAAGGUGGAAUUGCCUUUGUCUAGGGCCUUCUUAAUCAUGAUAAUUAAAACUUAUAUAAUUAUGUUAUCCAACUGGGAGGGAGGCGGAGUGGAUACUAAUGAAGAAAUUCUGACCUUUUGGAAACUUUCCAGAACAAAUAAAACAAAUCAGCUAUGCCCAGAACUGAUGACCUACAAAAGUUUGUCCAUUGAUUUUGCUGUUACAACUUGGCAUGAUUUAUUCCCUAGUGAAGGGAACUUAACCUUGCUCCAUAGCUUCUACCUGGAGUGAGAAUGCAGAGAAAGCAUAACAAUGGUGUAGGAAGCCAGACACAAUAGCUAGGUUUCUACAGUGGUGUUUGCCAAAACCUGCCUAAAUGUCUACCUUUUCUGGCUGGCUUGGUCGGGGCGUGGUAUCUUUAAGGUGUGAGUUGUUCUAGUGCAAACUUAUUUUUUUUUUCACUGCUCCUCUCUCCUCUCCUGUCCCUGAUUUCCUUUAAUCUGUAGCUAUUUUGAGCGCAACCCAGGGAUCGAUCAAUCUGUGCCCUUCUAGUCUUCUCUCCUUCCUCUGUCCCAGGGUGGGGGAGCAUGCCGGGGGCCAGGCGGCAAGCAAAAACACCCCUCCAUUGCCUUGUCAGCUCAAGAAAAAGGUGUGAGAGAAGUCAGAGCCCAUCUUGCCCCCUCCCAUAUUCAGGGGUGGGCUGGCCUCAGACACAUCUUUCCCCACAGAAGAGCUGCCUGCCACAAGGAACGGGGAAGCUGCCAGACCGAUUCCCCAGUUCCCUGCUCCUUUAGCUUAGAAUGGAGCUACGGUUUGCCUAAUGGGUACUUCCAGGUUUCCUACAUGGGGGUGGGGCACCAGAUAUUUGAGGGAGCUAUUUCACUGCACGUUUCAGUCUUCACUUUUUCACAUUAUAUUUUCCAUGCAGAUCCUGCACUCAGAAAGAAAAGAGACCUCUGAGAUAGAUUAGUAAUUUACUAUCAGUUGCUUAUGUUUCUAGCCUGCAGGGAAAAUAAUGAAAUAUCAUAAAGCCCACCUCACCCUGGCUACCGGGACAGGGCUGGGAGCUCAGAGGGGACAAGAGGAAAGUCACGGAGGCUUGGGCACAAGGGGACUGUAAACAGUAAAAGCCUUGGCUACUUGUAGGAUUAUUCGGUUACAAAAGGGACCCUGGGGUCGGCAUUGGAGGGGCCUGGGCCCCUCUUGCCUUUAUUUUGUGUUAUAUUUACACUAGGCAGCAAAAAAUCCCUGUACUAUGAAACAGGAGCGAGACGUGAUGUCUCGUUCGUUGGAGGCUGCGUGGCAGCGUCAUCGGGUGUGGGGGAAACAUGACUUUCUCUGAGCUGCAUCAGUUAUAAGGCAUUAUUUGGUUUGACUUUGCAGUUGCUGAGAAUAUAAAACCAUGCCAAUAAGAAACCACUGUGGAUACCAUGGUUUAGCGAAUACCCGGAAAUGAAAGACUCUUCUAAAAAUGCUUCAGGAUCUUGGGAGGGCCAGCCCGCACAUAUAAUGCACAGUCAUGGAAUGGACGCUAUGAGGUGGGGACAGGGCUCUAUGUACUGACAGAUGAAUGCCAGGGUGCAUUUUAAAAAAUGGAGAAAAGUUAUUUUUGUUUUUCUUUUUAAAUUAUGCAAAUAAAAGUUGACUAUGAUACUGAUUUAAAGCCUGUGCAAACCACCUAUUUACAAUAAAUAAAUGCUCCACGCAGAGCGUGUAUGUCAACUAAAAUACAACUUGAGUGAGGUGGUGUGCCCUUCCUGUGAUGUGGAACCCCUGGGGGCUCACAGGAACUUGGCUUCAUCCAUCUUCUCACCGGAGUGUCUUGAGUGGUAACUGUGGAAACAACAGAAGAUGGCUGCGUGAGGCUGGUAGAGUCAUUGCACACACAGGACCGACCCCAGCCCUGGGCACCACUGCUGUUCCUCAUGAACGCAAGGCUGCAUGAGCCGGAAGGUGGUCCCAUCACAUGCAUGGAGCUGGUUUUUACUCAAGGGGUCAUGGGUGGCAAAAGGAUGAAAUGGAGCAUGUAGUUGAUGUCAUGUGGGGACAUAAUACCAUAUACUUUAAAUUGUUUUACUGUGAUAACAAUAUACAUAACAAAACAUUUGCCAAUUCAACCAUUUUUUACAUGUACAGUUCAGUGGCAUCAUGUUGUGCAACCAUCACCAUUAUCCAUUUCCAAAUUAUUCCACCACCAUUAACAGAAACUCAGCGCCCCCUAAGCAAUGACUGCCCCACCCCUGGUAACCACUAAUAAGCUUUGGUUUCUAUAUAUUAGCUUAUUUCAUAUAAAUAAGGUCAUACAAUAUUUGUCAUUUUUAGUGACUGGUUUAUUUCCCUUAGCAUGUUUGCAAGGUUCAGCUAUCCAUGUUGUAGCAUGUAUCAGGACUUCAUUUUUCUUUAGGGCUGUGUAAUACUCCAUUGUAUGUACAUACCAUAUUUUGUUUAUCCAUUCAUCUGUUAACAGGUAUUUCAGUUGUUUCUACCGUUUUGGCUAUUGUGAGCAGUGCUACAGUGAACAUUUGUGUACAAAUUUCUGCUUGUGUUCCUGCUUUCAAUUCUUUUGGGUAUAUUGGGAUUUCUGGGUCAUAUGGUAAUUCUACGUUUAACUUUUUGAGGAACCACCAAACUGUUUUCCACAGCAGCUGUAACCGUUUUGCGUUCCCACCAGCAAUAGAUGAGGGUCUAAUGCUGUCAUAUAUACAUGUUUAGGACCAAGUAUCCGCAGGUUCAUUUGACAGGAAGCUCAGGAAUAGUCAAGAACUUGCUGGACACCGGUGUGAGCACAGAAAAACUACAUAGUGCCCAGCUACCAUCACUAACUGCUCUAACUGUUCUAACAGGAAUCACAGUAGAGGGUCCCAGACAGAGCGGAAGAAAAAUGUAGAACAAAAUUCAAGUUCACAAAAAAAAAAAGACCAGACUUACUGGUCUGACAGAGACUGGAGGAACCCCCAAGACUAUGGUCCCUGGACACCCUGCUAACUCAGAACUGAAGCCACUCCUGAAGUCCACAUUUCAGCCAAACAUUAGACAGGCCUAUAAAACAAACAAUAACACACAUGAGGAAUGCGUUUCUUAGUUCAAUCAAGUGUACGGGACCAAAUGGGCAAUGCCUGCCCAAAAGCAAAGAUGAGAAGGCAGAAAGGGACAGAAAAAUGGGACGAAUGGACACAGAGAAUCAGGGGUGGACAGGGAAAGGCGGAGAGUGCUGACACAUUGCAGGGAUAGCAACCAAUGUCGCAAAAUAAUUUGUGUAUAAAUUUUUGAAUGAGAAACUAAUUCGCACUGUACACUUUCACCUAAAACACAGUAAAAUUAAAAAAAAAAACAAAAAACAAAAAAACU